Messenger RNA from Funneliformis mosseae, 531 nucleotides. Lineage: Eukaryota; Fungi; Glomeromycota; Glomeromycetes; Glomerales; Glomeraceae. The record is from the annotation of a GenBank genome assembly.
AUGACCGAUUUACGUGUAAUUCAAUGGUCUUCUCAACCAAAAGUAAAGAAGAGGACUUCAAAUCCCUUCUUGUUGUUCCGUAACGAGUUGAAAAAGUAUUUGUCGGUGAUUAGAAAUAUGCAGAUGACUGAAGUCAGCAAGAUCGCAUCUGAACGCUGGGAGAGUCUUUCAGAAGAUGAUAAGGCUUAUUGGCAAAGAAAGUAUGAAAUAAAUCGUGAUGCAACUGAUGAGGUUGAACUUGUUGAAAUGUUGGGCAAUGAUUGCAAUCCUCCCCUUCCAGCAAAUAUUCACCAAACAAAUGACUUGUCUUAUCCUGUUGAAAACAUUCAAUUUGAAAAUUAUGAUAGGUUUUGUUAUUCUUGUCAAAACUUAAAUGAAUCCUGUACUUGUAUAGAGUACUUUCAUGAGACGAAUCAGUUAUCAUGUUAUCCGACUUAUGUUUUCUUGCCCACUUUGGAAAAUGUCGAUAUCAUCUUCAAUUCGACCGAAAUCACAAAUGAUAUUUAUAAUAAUAACUUUUUAAAUCCUUAA